Otolemur garnettii (small-eared galago) is the source of this 3138-nucleotide messenger RNA. RefSeq names its product rhophilin Rho GTPase binding protein 1 (gene RHPN1). The transcript has 15 exons. The record is from RefSeq and is a predicted model, not a curated record. Gene Ontology annotation, molecular function: protein binding. Gene Ontology annotation, biological process: signal transduction; negative regulation of stress fiber assembly. Lineage: Eukaryota; Metazoa; Chordata; Mammalia; Primates; Galagidae. Bases 68 to 2005 code for a protein of 645 amino acids.
GGGCGCGAGGAGCAGUGCGGCCUGGGCUGCGGUUCGCUGUUCCAGCCGCUGCGGGAGAGGUACAGCGAUGAUCCUUGAGGAGAGGCCAGAAGGCCAGGGCGCUGGCGAGGAGAGCAGCAUCUGCAAGGCACAGCAUGGCGGGCUGCAGAGCCGUAGGGCCCGGAUCCACCAGCAGAUCAACAAGCAGCUACAGAUGCGGACGGGUGCUGAGAACCUCUAUAGAGCCACCAGCAACCACCGGGUCAAGGAAACAGUCGCCCUGGAGCUAAGCUACGUCAAUUCCACACUGCAGCUGCUGAAGGAGGAGCUGGAGGGGCUGGAUAGCGAUGCAGACGCAUUCCAGAUCAGGUGGGAAGGUGUUGCUGCCCCCAUGAUUCCCCUGGGCCUAAAGGAGACCAAAGAACUGGACUGGACCACACCCCUGAAGGAGCUGAUCUCUGGGCACUUUGGAGAAGAUGGCUCCUCCUACGAGGCAGAGCUGAGGGAGCUGGAGGCCCUGCGACAGGCCAUGCGGACCCCCAGCCGGGACGCUGCAGGCCUGGAGGUGCUGGCGGCCUACUACAACCAGCUCUGCUUCCUAGAGGCGCGCUUCCUUGCCCCCCCCAGGAGCCUGGGGCUCUUCUUCCACUGGUACGACUCGCUCACAGGAGUCCCAGCCCAGCAGCGCACCCUGGCCUUUGAGAAGGGCAGUGUGCUCUUCAACAUUGGCGCCCUCCACACACAGAUUGGGGCACGCCAGGACCGCUCCUGCACUGAGGGCACCAGCCGUGCAGUUGAGGCCUUCCAGAGGGCUGCUGGGGCUUUCAGCCUGCUGAGGGAGAACUUCUCCCACGCGCCAAGCCCGGACAUGAGUGCCACCUCGCUCCACGCACUGGAGCAGCUCAUGGCUGCCCAGGCCCAGGAGUGCAUCUUUGAAGGCCUCUUGCUUCCUGCCCCUGCAGCCCCCAGCGACGGCCUGGCCCAGCUGCACCUGGCUCAGGAGGCUGCUCAGGUGGCAGCCAAAUAUAGGCUUGUGUACCAGACCAUGGCUCAGCCACCUGCCCAUGACUGUAUGCCAGUCUCCUGGACUGCUCUGGUGCACGUCAAGGCUGAAUACUUCCACUCCCUGGCUCACUACCAUGCGGCUGUGGCCCUCUGCGAUGGUUCCUUGGCGGACAAGGGAGAGCUCCCUGUGCUACAGCAGGUCUUCCUCCAGCCCCCCGACUGCUCUGUUCCCCAAGGCCCGGUGCUGCCACAGGAGUCUGAAGAGCACAGGAAACUUGGCAAGGCCCACCUGAAGCGUGCCAUCCUAGGGCAGGAGGAAGCUCUGCGGCUACAUGCUGUGUGCCCCAUCCCACGCGAGGUGGAUCUGCUACAGGCUGUGGUGGCCCAGGCGCUGCAGCGUUCUCUGGCCAGGUAUUUGGAGCUGGACCGUGAGGAUGACUUCUGUGAAGCUGCGGAGGCCCCAGACAUCCAGCCUAAGACCUACCACAAGCUGGAGGCCAGGACCCCCUGCCUGUCCCAGGUGAAAGUGGCUGAUAUUUUCCACCGGCUGGGGCCCCUGUCCGUGUUCUCAACCAAGAACCAGUGGCGGCUGGUGGGGCCUAUCCAUGUGACCCGAGGAGAGGGUGGCUUUGGCUUCACACUUCGGGGAGACUCGCCUGUCCUCAUCGCUGCUGUCGUUCCAGGGGGCCGAGCUGCGGCAGCUGGACUGAAAGGGGGUGACUAUAUCGUGUCGGUGAACGGGCAGCCAUGCAAGUGGUGGAAGCAUGCAGAGGUGGUGGCCCAGCUGAGGGCUGUGGGGGAGGCCGGUGUGAGCCUGCAGGUGGUGUCUCUGCUGCCCAGCUCCGGGUCACCUGGCAAGGGGGACCACUGUCCAGGCCUGCUGGGUCCUGGAGGACUUCUGAAGAGCCAGAGGGACCAUGUUUGCAAAACACCAGCACCUGCGCGGGCCAGCCCCUGGCCCCUCCUUGGCUGGAGCUGGAAGGCCAAGCAGGGCAAGAGCAGAGGCUGUGCAGCACCCUGAACCCUGGCAGGGGCUUCAGCAACUACCCACAAGCCACACACUGAGCAUCCGGGGUGGCCUUAAGGGGCUGCUCCUUGCAUACCUCCUCUCCCCCAGUACUGGCUCUGGCUGGCUGAGGGCAGCCAUCAGGCCCACACACAUCCCAGCGAACCUUCAGGCAGUGCCCACGGUGCCUGAGGUUGCACCUGCCUACACAUUAGAGACCUGGGCCAAGGAGGUGGGUCUGGGUCCAGUACUCGGACUAUGGCCACUUCACACACAGGAGCAUCCCAGGCCUCUCUGGGCUGUCCUCACACACCCCAGGCCACCAUCUGGGGCAGCAGGGGAGAGGCUUAGCAGAGUCUGAUGGUCCAGUCUUGGGAAGCUGGGGCUGAUGCUGCACCUUGCCAUAGGCCUCCUUGGUGGGGCUACCUUCUGACUACCUUUUAGGGCCCUGCCUACCCUGUUGCUUCCCUGGGCACAGACACUCUAGUCUCAGCCAUGUCCAGUUCUGAGCUCCUGCUGGUGCAGUGAAUCCUGCCAGGCACCCUCAUUCCAAUUGCCCAACCCGGGGCUUCCCUUCCUGCCCUGCUCCAGGUUCCCCAGAGGAGUGGACUUAUGACCCAGGCUCCAGAGGGGGUGCCGACAAGGGCCAUCUAGGGGCAGGCCCAAGCUGCAUGCAAGAGAAGCCAUGAUAACUCCCCACUCAUAACCCCAGGCAGCCCACAGUGAGGACAGGGCUGGCCGAGAAUCGUCCCCAGCGACCGCCAGGGGGCAGCUGCUACCCACUCAGCUGGCCCAGGUGAAGGCUUUUAAGGCAGGCGAGGGUUUGGGGAGGAGCAUGCAGCACCUUUGCAGUCUGAGACCCCCACCCUUAUCCAGUCCUUUCUGAGAGUUCCCAGGUGGGAGCAGGCCCUCUUCGUCAGAGCUCUGGGUCUAGGGUCCUGUGCCUGUCACCUGUUUCCACUAGUGCCAGGCUAUGGGGGAGAGGUGAUCGGUGUGAAUGGGGGUGCUGUGCAGGUGUUCAGGGAGACUUUGGAGAGAGGUGCAUCCUUUCCCAACAUCCUCCCUCUUGGGAGAAUUGGUGUAUCAGCAUAACGGGCCAAGGUCGCACAGGUCUCCUCAGCACUUACUAAUUUGAUUAAUAAAAGUGU